UGGUAGUAUGAGCUUGAAACUUUUCCGAAUCGCAUGUCGGUGCCGCAAUGAGUUGUCUCAAAGGAUAAUCCUGUAUUCUUAGGUGUUGGAUUGAAAAACUUUUUCCAUGUGAUAACCAGUAACAGUGGAAGGUGUUCAACGUGAAUCGAAAGUUUUCUAAUCAUUUCUUGUGCGACAUAGCAUUAGGAAAGGGUAAUUGAUUUGUCCCAGUCGUUACAGCCUCGCUGGGGGAAAGCGAUAUCCUUGAAAAAAAAGAACUGUAGUGCAGUGCAACGCACUGAUGUGUGACGUAGAAGAAAAAAAUGCAGAUAGUUUUCGUAUGAUAGUAAAGAAAAGAGAUAAUAAGGCACUUUAGGAAAAUCGAUGCUGGAACUGAUGAAAAUUUGAUAUUUUUGACUUUCAAAAUAACACACAUAGGGUACAGAAGUCAAAGAUAGGUGAAAGAGAAAAAAAGAGUGAGUAACGGAAGGCUGCACGGAAACGCGAAGGACGACAGAUAACAGCAGUAAAGGAAAAACUGAACCUCGGCGACAGCUGCGACGAGUGUAAGUGGACUAGGGAAAAUAUAAAGAGAGGGAAAAUCAAAAACUCAAAUAAAAUUAGCAGAGUUUUUCUUUCUCGGUGAACUUUGCUCGUAAAAGAUACGUGUAUUGUGUAGUAGAACCUAGAGCACCCCAUCCCACUCAUCGCCCACUGGGAUCACCGAAGGAGGAAGAUAACCAAAGAUACGGAACUGCUGAAAAUAGAACAAGACAAUUUGCGUUACACUUUUUCCUUUUUCCUCAGCAAUAGCGGUGGCAACAGCAGCAAAAUCGUUAUCAGCAUCAGCAGAAAUAAAUUCCAGAAAAGUAUCUAAGCAGAACAAAAAAACGACUAUUGUGGAUUUUUUCCUGAUAUCUGAUACAUCUUGGCGUACUCUCUUAGUACCAACACUACGGUGCUGAUAGAGAUCUCUCGUGCUUUCUCCUCGACUCUCGCAGACACCGUCGAAGGAACUAUUCUGGGAACUGAGACCGUCGUCGCCGGAGCGCUUCCAGCCACCGGAAUCAUCCUUUUCCCAGUGCGAAGAGACAGUUAGUGAAUGUGGUGUGUGGAAGCAUAGCCGUAACUGUGCCCUCGUCGUUCGGUCAGUUCACCUCUCGAGAUUGUGUAAGCAAAUAGAAACGUACAGCAAGACAAACAUUUUCUCGACCUUUGACAUCGUAUCGGUGGCAUCUUCCACGUAAGUGUGCUUUUAAUAGCUCGCACUGACGAAUUAAUUCAGAGCAAAGCGUCACAGUGCCAUCUGUCAACCGAAUUAAGUCGCAUAUUUCCAUCUGAACGAAUCGAAACGACGAGUGCGGAAAAUCAACCCCCAUCUACUAGUGAGUUUUCGAGAGUAGUGAACACAAGUGGUGCCCCAUUGUAUUAGCUUCGCUUCGUUGCUCUUCGCAAGUGGAUGUGCAGUGGCAAUUAGCGAAUUAAAACAAAAGAAGUUGGAAAACAGUUUCGAGUGAAGCACGCAGCAGGAGAGCGCUACUUGGGAAAUUGGUGUCAUCGUUGUUAAAUGCUCUCUAUAGUCUUAUAGCUUUGUUUGCGAUCUCUCCACAUCAUGGAGAUCCGAGGCCUAAUCACCCGACUGCUGGGUCCAUGCCACUUUCGACAUCUGAUACUGUGCAGUUUGGGACUUUACUCCAUUCUGGUGCAGUCGGUUCACUGCCGGCAUCAUGACAUCGGUAGCUCGGUGGCACACCAGCUAGGAUCGAAGCACUUGUCACAAUCAUCCUCGUUAUCGCCAUCCUCGCAAUCGUCGUCAUCGUUAGCUGAAGAGUCGAUACUGAAUAAAGAUUCAGAUGCAUUUUUUACACCAUAUAUAGGUCACGGAGAUUCUGUUCGAAUUAUAGAUGCUGAAUUAGGUACCCUAGAGCGAGAGCUCGUCCAUAGCUCCACUACCCGCCGCCGUGGCUUAACGAGGAGAGAAUCGAGUUCAGAUUCCACCGACAACGAUCCGCUAGUUGUUACAACAGAUAAGGGCAAAGUGCGGGGAGUUACGUUAGAGGCUCCCAGUGGAAAGAAGAUUGACGCUUGGAUGGGUAUACCUUAUGCACAGCCUCCGGUUGGUCCGUUAAGGUUUAGACAUCCUCGGCCAGUUGAAAAGUGGGCGGGAGUGCUCAAUGCCACAAAACCACCAAACUCUUGCGUCCAAAUCGUGGAUACAGUGUUUGGUGAUUUUGCUGGAGCCACGAUGUGGAAUGCCAAUACACCGUUAUCUGAAGACUGUCUCUAUAUCAACGUGGUUGUACCGCACCCAAGGCCAAAGAAUGCCGCCGUCAUGCUAUGGAUCUUUGGUGGUGGGUUCUAUUCUGGUACUGCUACUCUAGAUGUAUAUGAUCACCGUACGCUGGCAUCCGAAGAGAACGUCAUCGUCGUUUCACUGCAGUACCGCGUUGCAAGUCUGGGAUUUCUGUUUCUGGGGACGCCAGAAGCACCAGGAAAUGCUGGAUUGUUUGAUCAAAAUCUCGCCCUAAGGUGGGUUCGUGACAAUAUUCAUAGAUUCGGUGGUGAUCCUGCACGAGUCACUCUGUUCGGAGAAAGCGCUGGGGCGGUUUCCGUAUCACUACAUUUACUCUCAGCACUAUCCCGGGAUCUGUUCCAGAGAGCCAUUCUUCAAAGCGGAUCUCCAACAGCGCCCUGGGCUCUAGUAUCUCGCGAAGAAGCUACGCUCAGAGCUCUUCGGUUAGCCGAGGCCGUCAAAUGUCCUCACGAUGCAACUAAACUCAGCGAUACGGUUGAGUGUCUUCGGUCGAAAGAUCCCAACGUGUUAGUCGACAACGAAUGGGGAACUUUGGGGAUAUGUGAAUUCCCGUUUGUUCCCGUUGUCGAUGGCGCUUUCCUGGACGAAACGCCACAGCGAUCACUAGCCAGCGGUCGGUUUAAGAAAACAGACAUACUGACUGGAAGCAAUACCGAAGAAGGAUAUUAUUUCAUAAUCUACUAUCUGACGGAGCUGCUCAGAAACGAGGAAGGUGUCACAGUAUCACGGGAAGAGUUCCUGCAGGCCGUUAGAGAACUGAACCCAUACGUUAACGGAGCGGCAAGGCAAGCGAUUGUGUUCGAAUAUACUGAUUGGAUUGAGCCGGAAAAUCCGAACAGUAACCGAGAUGCGCUAGACAAGAUGGUUGGCGACUAUCAAUUCACCUGUAAUGUAAACGAAUUCGCUCAACGAUACGCAGAGGAGGGCAACAACGUCUUCAUGUAUUUAUACACCCAUAGAAGCAAAGGUAAUCCUUGGCCUAGGUGGACCGGAGUGAUGCACGGCGACGAAAUCAAUUACGUGUUUGGAGAACCAUUGAAUCCCGCCCUCGGAUAUAUAGAGGAAGAAAAGGGAUUCAGCAGGAAAAUUAUGAAAUAUUGGUCCAAUUUCGCCAAGACGGGUAAUCCAAACUCGAACCCUCCCACUACUGAGCUUCCGGAAUGGCCGAAACAUACUGCUCACGGUCGACACUACCUAGAACUAGGACUCAACACAAGCUUCGUGGGACGAGGCCCACGAUUGCGGCAGUGUGCAUUCUGGAAGAAAUAUUUGCCGCAACUAGUAGCAGCUACCUCCAAUCUACAAGUAACUCCCGCGAUUAGCGUACCCUGUGAAAGCAGUGCAUCAUCCUAUCGACCCCUACUACUUCUGAUAGUAUCUCUAUUUUUAACGACACGGUUCAAAAUAUAAAAUUUACAUUUUUGUUAUGCUUUUAGGUCAGUUCAGAAUAAGAUUAAAGACAAAAAACAAAAGCAUCAAUACUACUACUAAUACUAAUUACUGAAAUGGAACAAUAAGAUUACAUCCUGCAAAUUUUUUCUUCAUUGAUUCAUUAUAAGUGGAAAGCUCGCUCUGUAACGAACGACUUUAUAAUUAAGUUUUAUUGUUUUUUUUUCUUAACAAUGUUAGGUGAACAGAGGUGAUAUUAUUAACAUUUACUACUCAUACAAUAAACUAAAUAUUUCCUGUUAUAAAUUGUGAUGAAAUUUCGCUUUAACUACACCAGUAAAAGUUACUUAAGUUCAAACAAGAAUUUUAUAAGAUAACUAAUAAAUACAGCUGCUAGAGACAACUAGACAUUAAAUCGAAUACAGUUAUUUUGAAAAAGAGCGAUUUAACUAACUAGCAGAAAUGAAUCCUUUUAUAAACUUGAAAUAAAAGUGUAAAGAUACAAUAAACCCAACAUCUUAUUCUAACAAUCAACUGUUUACUUUAUCAAAAAUUGAAGAAACUUUCUAUUUGAGGAAAAACACUAAACAUUACUAUAGACUAAAAAGUACAUUAAACCCAUUAAACAGAAGAUUGUCGGUGAAAUGGAAUUGUAGAUGACCGUUGCAAGAAUAGAACACAAUAGUAAAUGUUAGAUUGCCCAAUCCUGAAACAAUAUGAAAUUCAAAAAAAAAGAAAGCAACACCUUCAAAGUAAUCGAAGUAAGAAAAACUGAAAACAUAUCAUUAUAUUAUGUAACUCCGUUGUAAGCUAUUGACAGAACAGAAGAAAAACAAAUGAAAUCACCCAAGUGUAGUUACAUAUUUCUAUACAAUUUAUGGUGGCCAAUUUUAAUACGAUGAACAAAUGCGAUAGACGAGGCAUAAAAACAACAACAAUACAACUGAUGAAGGAAAUUAUGUGAACACUAGGGAAACCACUGUUUACCUAAUAUAAAGACUAAGAGUAUUGUAGAAACAAAACAUUAGAAAACCAAGUAAAACUAAAGCGGUUACAGCAUCUCAUGACAACAACAAACAAAAAAAAAGAAAGUGAAACCCAAUGCGACUGUGUUUUAGGCUGCGACGUUUGGAUGUUAAAUUUCUUUGCUAGUUGCACACAUUUUCCCGUUACACUAGGUACUAAAUGGAAUAGUGUUAUUUGGUUUUCCAAGUGCAAACCUUUUCCCAAGAAAAGAUUGGAAAAAGUACCAUUGUGAUGAUUUCCGUGAAUGAAAUGUCAUGAAAUAGAAUAUAUAUCAAAAUUUAACCCACCGGAAGUUCACUCGCCGCUAGACCUUUACCUUGUGUUUGGAUGUUCCGUAAAUAGGUACGCUGUCCCUUUGACGAUCUUUACGAUUAUUAGGUCGUCCGUCAUAUUGGUCAUUGAACAAUAAAUUUGAUUGGAUCCAGUACAAUCAUGUCGUGUUCCAGUGCAUCCUUUUCAGGUGUUCUGCUCAAAUUUGUCAUAUUCUGUUAAGUGAGGCACUGUCUACAAAUAACCUCUAUCACAACAAACACCCGUUGUACUAAUUCUUCGAAUGGCGUAUUCGGGGCGACAUGGUUUAUAAACAUCAACCUCUUUAUUGAAUGGAGCAGUUAUGUGCCUUUCCACCAUGGUCUCUAAUAGCUGACACCAUCUGACAGAAAAAUUAGCAAAAACAUCACCUUGUAGAUAUCACCGCCAAGUUGUUUAUCUACCGACCCUCUCUAACGGCUAAUUUCUUCACAAGGAUGAAAACCGGUUUUCGCUGAAAAUCGGUUUUCGGCUAAGUACUAUUCAGCAAUCUGAGAGCUGGUUUUCGGCGAAAACCGGUUUUCAUUCAGUGAAUAAAUUGGCCGUCACAGAAACCGUUUGAGAAAACGCAAGUGAAAACGCAAAAAUCUGCAGAGAGAGAAAGAGAGCGAGAGAGAAAGAUUGGAAAAAGAAGCCUCACUGGUUACCGUCAUUAUUCAUAUGAAGUAAUAAGAUAAAGCUUAGUUAUUAGUGGAAGAGAGAGUAAACAAAGGCUCUCAUUUUUUUGUUUUGAUUUAACACGGCUCAAUGUCGUUCUUUUAUAAGUUUACAUGAUUUAAAAUAUAUAAACAAUGAAACGAGUGUUAACAAUUGUCCGUCACAUAUCGUACUCGCGGCAUACCAUUGCACGUGGAGACCUUUUUACGUAGUGGCAAUACAUUUGAUUCCUCGCCAACUGCGUCUUGAGGGUCUGAAUGAUUUCUCUCCCGCUGUUGUACACGUCUGUGUCAUCAUCGUGGUUACUGCCUUUAUGUUAGCGAUUGCAUAUUCUUCUUACGAUUACGUGUCACAAAUAUGAUACCUUCAUUCCAGGUGGUAGCUUCCACACUGAUGGUACAGAAUGCUAACUUUAAGGUAGUUAUUUUACACUUCUUUUGCAAUUGUCAUUAAGUUUGUUCCAAUACCAAGAUAAACUGGAAAUACUCCGGAUCAAGCAGGAUGAGAAUCGUUCUUGUAGACUCGUUUUCUCUUUCUCUUCUUGUAGCAAAACGGGGUAAAAAGGAGUACAUUGUUUUACUCCUGUUUGCUCCGGAGAUCAUGUAGCCGAACCUGGAUUUUUUCAUCAUUCAUAUGUAUAGGUUCUUGGUGUUAGUGUUGUGAAAUACAGCACGUGCUGUUACGGCGAUUCUCACCAGCGCUUUGAGUACCCCUCGGGUGAGUGAGAGAGCGACGCGUCAACUGUCUUUCUACCACGAGCUCUUGGACGGAGAGAUAGUUGAGAUCAAAGGCCUUAGUAUAAAGGUACGCAAAGAGUGUGCAGAAAGUGAAGCCGAAAAAAGUUUACUUAUCGAGCAAAAUUAGAAUCCAACUUUGCUGCAGAGGUAUCAGAGAUGGAUUCGACUUGUGCUCGAUAGGUAGGCUUUUUUUAACUUCACUCUUUGCACAACUGUUCUCUAUAGACUGUGGUUGAGAUCAGUCAAAAGUGGGGUAUAACAUGCGUUUCAGAUUGUUUUGAGUGAUUGUUGAAUCUAUUUGCAUCGCAAUUUGAAUUUAUAGUUUGAAUUUAUUAUUAUUCACAUCAUUUAUACAGGUCAUUGAUCAGCCGUUAUAGAAAGGCAAUGAUUUGUUCGGACGUUCGGUAGUCCUAGUUAGAUGUUGCGAUGGGCGGAUCGUAUCACUGUCAACUUUGCAAGGAGCAAAAUACAGGAUCUAGGAUGGUCAGUAUCUGCAACUGCGAGAUUUAGUGGCACUUUGAAUAUGCAGGUGUCAACGACAGCAUUGCGGGGACGUAUCGAACAUUUACCGGUCCCAACUGCCAGCAGCCGUCCUUGACAAUUUCGGAAGAAAAUUCGGCCAGCAAGGCUGGUAAGCAAAGCAGAAGAACAGAAGGUCUUGGAGCUGGCUAACAUGAAACUACAGCUGGAGGCGGAAGUUUUGGAAGAGACAUUUCGGUUGCGUGAAAAAAUGGAGCAGACAGAAAGAAGGGAUGCCUGAAGCGUGACAUCAGAGCAAAGAACGCGCAGCAAGGUGAAUAAAUGGUAGAAUAAGCAGUACGACAUCUUGAGUUCGCCAUCGAAGCGAGUAACGCUGACCGCUACUGAGGCCGGACCCCUGAAAGGAGCAGCGGCGACAUCCGGAAUAGGCGCUAGGCUGGACGGCGACAGGUAACCCGCUAGCAAACAUAGAACCGUUCUGGAUAGUGUGUUGGCAGGUAUUUCACUAGAAGAUACAACCGUAGAGGACACUUUAAGGAGAAUGAUAGGUUGAACAUCAGAGACGUAUUUGCACGCAGGUGUUGUCAGUAGACACAGUUUUCCCGUUGUUUCUUUCGCCAUUUCGGCCACAAAUGCUAGCAGACGAACUUCUUUCUCGUUAACAGACCGUCGAAACAAGUUUGCUGUAACCAAUUUAAACCCGCCUGGGCCAAAUCUGCCACUUCCCUCUUAUCUCCCCUCGUCGGGCUGUCUUAAUUAUAUAAUCGUAGCAGUCUGUUUUCGGUGAACCAUGUGAUAAAUAAUAACGAUACGACCGAAAUGCUAGAAACAUCUGUAAGGGCGGGACUGAGCAAUCUAGUUCUGAGCGACCAACCGUUGCUGAAACCAGAAGAGCAGCCGAUACCAGGAGGUGAAAAUCAACUAUUUGCCACACCCGGAUGCACGACUGCUGUCAGGGCGAGGAAGUCAACUGUUGCCGAACGAAUAUGCUCGACCGUUGUCAUCACGCGGAUUUCCGUGAUCGAACCCAAGCGAUGUUGCCGAAUCAAAACGGUCAGUUUCUGAACCACAACCGAGUCCGUACUAUGGAUGAUCGAGUCCGCACAACUAGCUGGAAGGCAUGUGAUUGUAAAGGAGCUGUAUAUCUUUGCGUGUAAUCCAAAAGUCUGGAUAUUGUUCAUCAGCUCGUUUAUCAACACUACUGAAGUGUGUGGAUAUCCAGUCGUAGAGAACUUAGUCAGUUUUCAAAGGUGUUUGAGGGGCAAAGCGUACGAGACACUACGAAGCCGCCUACUACUUCCCGCCGCCGUUCCUCAGGUCAUAACCACACGCGAAAUGUUAUACGUUAGGCCGGAGUUGCUGAUACACACGCUGCUAUUGAAAGUAGGAGCAGUUCCUACGCCGAAACAGGAUCGACUUGACAGCUUAAUCGGGUAUGGAAUGACUGAGCGAAAUCUCAGCGAUCACCUGGAAGCGAGCGGCCAGGAAGUGCAUCUCAACAUCCCAAUAUUAUUGUUGGAGUUAGUGGAAAAGCUACCCGCUAAUAUUAAGCUGAAUUGGUUGCUAUGUAAGCAACAUUAUCGGCCUUAUUCUGCGCGGCGUGUGACGUGAGACGACUAAACUCACCUCACUUUAUGUGACUUUUCUCACCCGAUUCUAAGAGUCGACUCGGGUGAGGUGAGAUUCCCCAUUGCCGUUAAAUGGGCGUCUCACGUCACCCGAAGUGACUCUUCAGAAUUGGGUGACAAAAGUCAUGUAGAGUGAGGUGAGAUUAGUCGUCUCACGGCACACGCCGCGCAGAAUAGGGCCGUAUGAGGCGGUGAACGCUCAUGUUCACCAUACGUGAUGACGUUGGUGAGAGUGGCAACCGAUGCCAUAAUUCGAAAACACUAUGUCGACGAUUAUUUGGACAGUGUGGAUAGCGUCGGCGUUGAAUAUAGCACUUGAAUUUAGACACGUCCAUUCUUUCGCUGGUUUACAUUUACGGAACUGGUUGUCAAACUCAAAGGACGUUCUUUCGCGGGUCGACGAGAACAACACUGCGACCGAGAAGCGUUUUCAUUUUUGAAUAAGAGUCUAGAAGCCACAAGCCGCGAUGAGUCCGUUUAACCCUGCUGGAUUACUGAGCUUUUACCUUAUCCACGGUAAUAUCCUGAUUGUGGAGAGCCAAAGUCGAUUGGGAUCACCCGAUCCCGAUGAAGCUAAAGAAAAAAUAUAAAAGGCGGACCCAUUUGUUUUAGUACCUAGAUAAAAUAUUAUAGCCUAAUAUAUAAUCCACAAAUUUGGCAACCGUUUGAGGUUCAGGUGAUGAUCUUAAAAACUGUUUUUGGCUUGAUUACCUUAGAUGAGUAGACAACUGGUCGUGAUGCAUUCUCCUCAACAUCUUCCGCGCAACGUUUUCCAUGCCAAGGAAUUCCACAAAGAUCCGUUCGAAAUUCUUUAAAAUCGUGAUCGAUCAUCUUUAAUUCCGGCCAAACUUUACACGUUCCACCGGCUUCGAAGAUUAUACAUUUUCCACAGACAAUGAUAUCAAUUUGACCUCAGGGCAACUUUUUUAAAAGGGCCUGCAGCAUUUCAAAUAGUUCAAAAUAAUGCGUUUUAUUUUAUAAUUGAAUAUUUUAACAUCUUUUUUUUUUUUGUUUUUGUCAGUCAUGUCACAUUUUCAGUAUUUAUUUUUGCUGUAAAAGUACGGUCCUCGAGCUUUUAAUAGUAAUACAUGCAAAAACUUCUACGCCCUUUUGAAAGUUUCUCUUGUGACGAAAUGUUCAAAUUACGCGAGGAAAACAUUAAAUCUCCAUGUCCGCAAUUGCGAAGUUUGAUCCGAAUCGACGGUUGUCAUAUUUGAUGGUAGGCCACUUUCUCAUGGAAUCCCUCUGGUGUUUCAUCUGAUAACUGUACUGACACGUAUGAAUCUGCCCUUGAUGGGUGCAUAGCGUGGUCUGUCCUUGAUAGGUGCAUAUCUGUUUUGAAUUGUAAUGUCUGGUCGGAAGGACUAAGCCGGUCCGCUCGCAUACUCACCACAAAAAACGCCGUUGGGAAUAUCUGAAGUAUCACGUAUAACGGAUUUCAUUUGAUCGUAUUACUGACAUGUAUUUCGACAUCGAAAUGUCACUAUCUGGAACUACGAGUCAUUCGAAAAUCUGAAACCUAUCGAUGUCACGUUUUGGCGUCACCAUUUUGAACGCAAAUAACCUGAGUAAUAGAUGAAUUUCCUUCUUUUCACUACCGAAUCAUUGGGAAGUAACUAAAAUUUCGUUUUAGUGCUAUAUUGUUUAUGUAUUUGAAUAGUACUCUAUUGAAAAACAGGAAGAGAUCUUGGAAAACGUGAAAACUCCCAUACAUGAGUCAGUCUCUUCCGGGCAAAGCCGCCAUUAGGGAGCACCUAGCGACUCAAUCAAAUACCACGAGAUUAUAAAUGGCUCGUCUGUUUGAGUCAGUCGAUGCUUGCUUUUCGAACGAGCAACACCAGGGCAAUGACGUCCGGAAGAUGCGAGAAGUUGAACACGCUAUAAAUUUGCGGCAGUGUUGGCAUGGAAAACUAUGCAUAAAUUAUUCGUGUAUGCAACGUUUCAAAUCGCACAGCACGGUGAAGAGCACGCGAUAAACUACACACAAUGGAAAUAGGUGCAAGUUGUACUAGCUCCCGAAAAGUUUUCCUUCAGUUCAACAGUGUGCGAUAGGUUUAAGGUUGGGUGGGUAUAGGAUGGCUACAGUUCAACACUGCAGGGUGCGGCGUGUGUGUACUGAAUGAUGCAUUUUUCAUCACUGGCAUGUUUCUGUAGGUAUGUCUAAAACAUGGGCUGGCAUAAUCGGGUUUGGGUUUACUAAAAUGCGGUGGUGAGUUGAAAAUGUUGGUUGGUUGGCAUGGGUUUAAGUUACGUAAGAACAGCUUCCUUAAGCUUAAAAGUAAUGUCAUCUAAUCGAGAGAAAACAUCGAUUGGUUUUUAUCUCAGGUUUGCAAGCAUUAGUAUUUUAUAUCGUUCAAUUACUUGGGGAAUAUUGAGCAGCGUAGCAUUUUAUAUAGCAGGUUCAAAACAUAACUGGAAUGGAAACAAUCGCAUCCCCACCAGAGCGUUAUGUUUGAUUUUUUCUUUGUUGUUUCAUUUGAAACACGUUUAGAACAUUUGUAGUACAGUUCUAGAUUUAUAAUUGUGACAGUUCUAUAAUAUAAAACUGAAAAUUUUACAACUGAAAUUGCUGUUCUAAAUACUCUCUAUGCAAUUAAAACACAGUUAUAAAUGCGUUUAAAACUAAGAAACGAAUAGAAUGGCGGCAUGUACCAGUUUGCAAUUUUAAAACAGAACUGUUCGAAACAAAACACUAUGUUGGGGAUGUAAAGUUUUUUACCGUUAACUGAUAAUGUUGCUGGCAGCAUUGCUGUAUCGGAAUUCAAUCAGAUUAAUUGCAAUAAUAUCAGUUGUACGAAUAGUACUAAUAAAUGUUAAUGAUCAAAAGAAAGGAAUUAGUACCAGUUAUUAACCUUACCUGGAUUUGUGGGCAGAUCUUGCCUAAAUUAAAAGUUACAGAGCUUUUAAAACGUUCUUCUUUGUAAACAACAUGGACAUGAAGAGGAUAUAUGUUACUAUGUUUUAAUUGCCGCAAGGUUCUACUGUAUCGAUUUUGUUGGCUAUUUUCGGCAAAUUUGAGACAAAGAGAAACGAAAGUAAUGAAAUUGAAAGACGGAUAAGUAUUCUAGAGCGCAUCAGUUAUAAACUUAGAACGGAAAACUAGAACUAGGCGGCUCAUAUGGGCAUGAUCGAAAGGAAAUGUGAAGAGUUCUUUGCCUUCUGCAGAGUAGGAAUUGGGCGUUGCACCCAAGUCUACCGCAUGGUCUAUGGUAGAACAUAACUCAUCAUCAUGUUUAACCGCCGACGCAGGCUUUCGUUUCUCUUUGUCUCAAAUUUGCCGAAAAUAGCCAACAAAAUCGAUACAACAUGAAGAGGAUAUGCUUAAAAGAGGAAGCUGGAUCUAUCAUCGGUACUAGACAAUGCAAGCCUGUAUCAUAUUCUGUAAGAUUUCGCAGCCAAUUGGGAUAUACUUUUGAUUACAGAUAGUCAAAGGACAAGCGAAAACAAUCUCGAUCUAUGGGAUAUUACUCAUAUCGUUUGUGUAUGACAGGUUUCAUGGUUUAAAUAACUACGAAUAUCGUUAGAGUAUUAUAUAAAGAUCAAAGGUCUUCAAUGUUUUCCAUGUAGAGACCCCGACAUUGUUUAAAAUUGUUACGUAUAGUAACGCUGAAUUGAUGGCGUACCUGAAACGAUCAUUAUUGUUAAAAAUUUUAAUUCUCAUCAUAGGUAUUUUCCCAUAUAAGCCAAUUUAGAAACACACUCAGUCAUUGUAAGUUCCGUUUUGUUACUGGUCAUUACGCGGAACCUGCAACAUAUAUUCCUUUAUCUAGUCUAGUCAUGCAACUCCCAUAAAAAAAAAUCCCCAAAAAGAUGCAAUGAUUUGUAUUAGAGCGACUUCCGGUGCACACGGACCAAUUUUCGAACAAUAUAAGCUAAAUCUGUGAAAGAUCUGUGAGCUGAUUGUGUGAAUAAAACGUGAAUCAAUAUACAACUAAAUAAACUGCAAGUGCAAUGCUGAAAUUUAGCGCUUGAAAGCAAUCGAAAAUCUGUUCUGUUGAUAUCCUAGUAGUUUGUACUGACAUAUAAGCCUUUGCCGUUCGGUUUGCAUUCGCUAGCUUAGAGCUUAGAGUUGAUGUAAUGCUUCACAAUCGAAACAAACAGUAUCUCAAUACACCAUUUACACGCUAACGAAAAAAAAAUCCGCUAGGAGAAGAUGGUAAAAAGUACAAAACUCAGAACACCUUCGUAAAUUAGUAUCAAAUCAACGUGGUUUAGGUAAUUGGCUGAAAAAAAGUAAUCUUAUAGAACACAGAUUCUACACUAGAAAUGUAAACUUCGAUGUCCCUUAGACCCACGGGGAAGCAACCCCAGCAAAAAAAAGAACUAAUGUUUCAGGACAAUUGAAGCGUUCAAAAAUGAAAAGCGAUAAGUAUUGCCGUAUGUUUUCUGUAGUUGUAGUACCCGAGAGUAAGAUUUUUAGCACCCACAAAUCAAUUUGUCAAACAAAUGAAAAAUCACUUAAAUAAAAACGGAAUCAACGAUCGCUAAAAUAAUAAUUUAUGAAGAAACUAUAGCAUAGGUUGAGCAUAAGUCAAUAAACACCGUUUAAGUAAUGAACAAAAACACUAAAUGAACACAAUAGCUUAGCUAAGUAAGAGAUAAGAAAAGAGCGGAAAAGGGUUAAGAAUGAAAAAUGUUCAUAAUACAUAUCAUUUAAUCGUAGAAUGUAUAAUCAUUUUAGGAAAGCAUAUUUUUAAAACUGACAAACAUAACCUAAUAACGAAUAGCGAAGAUGUGAAACUAUCAACACACGUCAUAUAAAUAUGAAUAGCUGGGGACACGCUUAUCUAUGCCAAUAUGUAGCACAGCAGUUGUGCAUCGAAGCCAAGGAAAAAUUCUUUCACAUUUUGCACUGUCAUCAGUAGCUGUUAAUAUUGGUUUCAUCGGUUCCAUUUUAAGUAUUGUUUCCGAAAGCAUUUUAUUUAAAAAGUAUCGCUAAAAGAUAUUUAACAUACGAUUGGUGGUUGUUUUAGUUUAAUUAAAUACGUUCUGAAUUUGUGCUACUACCUACUGUUAAAUAUCUAGUGCAUUACGGUUGAUUCCCCUGUGAUUGAACCAAGGCAACAAUUUGCUAUUUAAUCUGUAUCUGCACAGCAGAACUGUACAAUAUUCUCAUGCAAAACAAUACACACUAGGUUUCGUUUAACUCUUAGACAACUGCUUUCUACAUUCGUAUAUAUCUUUAAGCCUUUUCGCCUAUUAAAAGUACGAUGUUCCAAUAACUAAUGAUAAGUUUAAUUCACUCUCUACCAACAUAAACUGAAUUUGGCCUAAUAACAAUAAACAAGAAGUCUUCAAACCCUAUCUCUCACAGACACUCACACUCACAAAUAUAAUCCUAAAUCAAGCUUCGAUUAAGUAGAAAUGAUGAAUUUUAUGAAAAAAAUCGAAUAUAGCCUAACCUUUCCCCUUCUACUAACACAACACAACACUCAAAUAUAUAGCGACAUUAUUGAAUUCCAUGGUAAUGUGCAAGAAAAAGACGAACACAAGAAAUGUACGGGCUAUUAAUGAGAGCAAAUUGUUAAGCUACUAAUAAAGCGAAAAUCAAUAACAUUUGAUUGAAUUGAAGCAAAUAGUUUAUUUUUGUUACCAAUUUCUUCUUAUACAAAAUUACAAAAAAGGUCUCUGCUAUAUUAAUUAUUUAUUACAAUAGAUUUAUGAUGAUUAUACAUAAUAGAAUCCUAACUGAACAUUACAAGUAAGUAUGAAAAAAAUGAAAGACAAAUGGCGAAUACUAAUAGAUCUAAAAUGUAUUUGAAUUAAUUGACAGAUAAUUGACACUUGAAUAACUAAAAUGAAAGUAUAUAAAACAUAUAAUGCUUUGUUAAAUGUAAAUGUUGUGUAUAGGAAAUAAAAUACACAAUUUUAAAAAUA
Molecule: messenger RNA, 14396 nt
Organism: Topomyia yanbarensis
Lineage: Eukaryota; Metazoa; Arthropoda; Insecta; Diptera; Culicidae
Product: acetylcholinesterase
Exons: 9
Coding region: 1592-3703 (703 amino acids)
Biological process (GO): acetylcholine catabolic process; choline metabolic process
Cellular component (GO): plasma membrane
Molecular function (GO): acetylcholinesterase activity
Source: RefSeq, a predicted model, not a curated record